CGGUAGGGCGGGUUGGGAUUAUACCAGCCGAACCCAUUCGAGCUUGGAGUUCGUUCAGACGAAGCUUGGGGACUUUGGUGACCAGACCGGGAGCUGUUAGCCAUGAAGGCACCCGUGACUUCACUUUUGCCCGUUCUCGCGAGCGCUGCGAUCCUGGGUCUCGUCCCGGUCGCUCUUGCAAACGCCGAUGGUGGCCACAGCCAUGGGGAUGACGGCAUGGGCGGGAUGGGGAUGACAGACGCCGAUAAACCCUUGCCCGAGGACCAAUACCCCCCCACGUACUUUGCCCACCCUGAUCACAGAGCGGCCAUCUACGGGCAUAUCGCCUUGAUGGUCCUGGGAUGGGUUUUCGCGUUGCCUGCUGCCGUCAUGUUGUCGCUCGCCCGUUCACGUUACACGCUCUUCGUGCAGUUCGCCUUCCUCGCCAUCAACGCGGGGGGGUUGCUGCUGGGUGUCAUCUACAAUGCUAGCACACCCGAUCUAUACCCGAACAACGCACACCACAAGCUCGGCUGGAUCGUGACGUCUAUCGUGGGCGCGCAGGUGGUAAUUGGUGUUUUGGCACGUGUUGCGGGUAUGUUGAAAAGGGAGAAGUUCAAGCUACCAAGCCGGGCCGAGGAGCGCCAAGGCUUUAUCCCCGUCUCAACUGCCGCCAUGGCCGAACACGAGUCCCGGUAUUCUCUCUCCGGGCCGUACGGCCGCUUCUCCAACGACAGUGGUCAAGGCACUGAGCCAAAGACGGAGUCACUUCGCAGCCAUUCGCUUUCGUCCGGUGCCGAAUCCCCGCCGAGUCCCAUCCGCGAUGCGCAUCGGGAAUACCACCAUGACGAUGACACCGACGAGGACAUCGAGGCGCGUUUGCCCAUGUUCUCCAAGUCGACCAAGGCUCAUUCGAUCGUAGCCAAGGUUGCAGGAAAGAUUUCAGACCGGUUCUGGAAGGUCUUGCUUUUUGCUUACAACUUUAUCGACCGGACAAUUCUGAUCCUCAGCUUCAUUGCUCUGUGCACGGGUAUUAUCACCUUUGGCCGCUUUUUUGAGGGCCAUGGUAUUUUCAGCGGGCUGGCGCACUGGAUCAAGGGUGGUGUUUUUGUCUGGCUCGGCAUCUUCACUCUCGGUCGAUGGGCAGGUAGUUUCGGUGAUCUCGGAUGGGCCUGGAACAUACGCCCCAGGAGGGCGGGCCAGAAAUGGCGCCCCUCAGCCGAGUUCGUCGAGAGCGCCGUCAUCUUCUUCUACGGCUCUACCAACAUCUUCCUCGAACACCUCGGCAACUGGGGUGGUGAGUGGAGCGCCACCGACCUAGAGCACAUGUCCAUCACCGUCCUGUUCAUCGGCGGCGGCCUGUGUGGCAUGCUCAUCGAGUCCACCAAAAUCCGCAACCUCCUCAACUACACCGUCACCGAGGCCAUCCAAACCGCUCCCCACUCCCCCACCACCAUCAACAACAACCACCACACCUACACCAUCCCCCACGGCAACGACCCCGAACGCAACCCCCCCCACCACCACCGCAGCCACCACCACAACGCCCAACCCCAACCCGACGAGCACUCCGAGCCCGAAAGCUACGGCUUCUCGACCAACCCGAUCCCCGCCCUCGUCAUCGUGCUGCUGGGCAUCAUGAUGAGCUCGCACACGCAGGGCAGCAUGGUGUCGGGCAUGGUGCACAAGCAGUGGGGCAACCUGCUGACGGGGGCGUCGCUGGCGCGGGCGCUGACCUACGCGCUGGUGUGGCUGCGCCCGCCGCGCUCGGUGCUGCCCUCGCGCCCGCCGACCGAGUUGUUGGCGGCGUUUGGCAUGACGGCGGGGGGGGUUGUUUUUAUGGCGAGUGCGGGUGAUACUAUUGAUGGCAUGAUUCACUACCAGCUAGACGCCAUGUUCAUGUACACGGUCACCAUGGGCUUGGUCGGUCUGCUUAUGGCGUGGGUCAUCGUCCUGAUUGCCCUCAAGGGCUGGGCUGCGAGGCGCGAAGCUGGCCGGGCUUGAUCGGCUUUCGCUGA
Molecule: messenger RNA, 1997 nt
Organism: Chaetomium fimeti
Lineage: Eukaryota; Fungi; Ascomycota; Sordariomycetes; Sordariales; Chaetomiaceae
Exons: 5
Coding region: 103-1983 (626 amino acids)
Source: RefSeq, a predicted model, not a curated record